UCCCUUCUGACCCCCAUCGGUUUGAGAAACAGAGAGGAUUGGCUUUGAUGCUGUGAGAUUUAGAGGAUAUUGUUCGAAUUAUUCUAUGAGUUCUAUGUCUCUGAUGGAGUGGAACACUAAAACCCCGUUGCAAUGGGAGUGGGAAAACCUAAUGAUGUUAAAUGCGACACCGACUGAACUUCCAAGGAAGCUAAUACCGGUGGAGUGGGAUAUUGAUGGAGAGGAAGGAAUGGACUCUGGAUCUCUCUAUUCUUCUGGUGCUGCUGCUGGAGGUAGUGGUGUUUCUGGCUCGGAUUUGGGCCGUGCUUCUUCGUCUAAAAGUUUAAAAUCGGCAUCCAUUAAUUCUUCAUCUUUUGGAGAGGUAAAAGCGACCAGAUUUACUUUGGAGGCUUUUGAAGCUAUCCCAGAUAAUGUUAGCAAAAAGAAAAAGGCCUCCAAGGUUGAGCACUCUGGUAGCUUCCCAAUAUUUGAAGCUUCAGUCGGCUCUGGUGAGCCAUUACUCAGUUUAAAGCUCGGUAAGCAAACAUACUCUGAGGACGUUUUUUCAGGUAGCAAUGCGAAGCCUUCAUCUUAUUCUGCAACACAUGCACCAUCUCCUACCCCAGAAAAGAGAUCCAAACUCAAUUGUCAGCGUACACAUCUUUGUUGCCAAGUUGAAGGCUGUAACCUCAACCUUUCUUCAGCUAAGGAUUACCAUCGGAAACACCGAAUCUGUGAAAGUCAUUCAAAGAGCCCUAAGGUCAUUAUAGGUGGUCUGGAACGUCGGUUCUGCCAGCAGUGUAGCAGGUUCCAUGGCCUGUCGGAGUUUGAUGAAAAGAAGAGAAGCUGCCGCCGGCGUCUUUCUGACCACAAUGCAAGGCGGCGCAAACCACAGACAGAAGCAGUCCACUUCAGUGCUGCAGGGCCUUUAUCUGCAGAAUAUGAUGGAAAACAACUGAUUAGUUUUUCCUGGAAUAAAGUGCCAUUUAUUCAUAAUGCUAGACCGAAUGAAAAUUUUAUGUGGGAAGGAACAUUCGACUCCCGGUCCUCUCAAUUGAAAGGUUAUGCAACUACGAAAGCCGGAAAUGUCAAUGUGCAGCUGCAACUGCCAGGCAAUCAGCCACUGAAUUCCAUUGCAACACAAUGUCAUGAUUCCACCGGCACCGCCGAGGUUCUCAACCAAGGUAUAGAAGAAUCCACAUCUGCUUCGAAUAUGGGUACGACGCAAGAUCUUCAUCGUGCUCUCUCUCUUCUGUCAAAUGAGCGCUGGACUUCCUGUGAGCCGCCGAAACGCGGUUCACUUUCCUACCCCAUGCAUGUUAAUGGUACCAGCAUGUCUCAGCCCACAACAAAUGCAAUUUCAGAGAGUUUCUCUUUCCCACAUGCCUUGUCUGAAAACUGGCAGAUGGAACAACAAAGGACGGCUCAACCCCUAGUGCAGACAAGCUUGCACGGCGAUGGCGACAACCAUUUUCAAGAGUUCCAGCUCCUUAGGGCUCCAUAUGAUGGCUUUUAUUCCCAUCAGAUUAAUUAACUGCCACAGAUUUCAAAUCCCAAAUUUCAACCGGGCAGGGCUCACGUGUAGAAGAAAAAGUCUUUGCUAGUGUAGGACAUGCUAUCCCCAUAUUUUGGAAUUCUUGUUUCUAUUUUAUUUAUAUCUAAAGUCAAAAUAACUCUAAUUAUUGCGUGCAAGAACGAAUUGCUUUAAUGUCAUU
This is a messenger RNA of Hibiscus syriacus, 1694 nucleotides long. Its product is annotated as squamosa promoter-binding-like protein 2. NCBI's taxonomy places the organism in Eukaryota, Viridiplantae, Streptophyta, Magnoliopsida, Malvales, Malvaceae. Gene Ontology annotation, cellular component: nucleus. The record is from RefSeq and is a predicted model, not a curated record. Gene Ontology annotation, molecular function: DNA binding. The transcript has 6 exons. Bases 86 to 1513 code for a protein of 475 amino acids.